Acanthosepion pharaonis is the source of this 906-nucleotide messenger RNA. NCBI's taxonomy places the organism in Eukaryota, Metazoa, Mollusca, Cephalopoda, Sepiida, Sepiidae. The record is from the annotation of a GenBank genome assembly.
AUGAACAAAUACUUGUCACACAUUUUCUCUCUCUCUCCCUCUAUCCCCCUCUCUCUCCCUCUCUCCCUCCUCUCUCUCUCCCUCCCCCUCUCUUUCUGCUAUCUCACCAUUUCAAUCUAUCUCACUCUAUUCAUAUCUAUCUAUCUCUGUUCAUAUCUAUCUAUAUAUCUAUCUCACUUUAUUCAUAUCUAUCUAUCUAUCUAUCUAUCUAUCUAUCUAUCUAUCUAUCUAUCUAUCUAUCUCACUCUAUUCAUAUCUAUCUAUCUCUGUUCACAUCUAUCUAUAUAUCUAUCUCACUCUAUUCAUAUCUAUCUAUCUAUCUAUCUAUCUAUCUCACUCUAUUCAUAUCUAUUUAUCUAUCUAUCUAUCUAUCUCAAACUUUUCAUUUUCUAUCUAUCUAUCUAUCUAUCUAUCUAUCUAUCUAUCUAUCUAUCUAUCUAUCUAAGCCUGAACGUCUCUCUCUCUCUCUCUAUCUAUCUAUUUAUCUGUCUAUCAGUCUCAUUUCAUAUCUUUCUUUACCAUCCUUCAAUCUAUCUAUCUAUCUAUCUAUCUAUCUAUAAGGCUGUUCAUUAUCUAUCUAUCUAUCUAUCUAUCUAUUCGUUUAUCUAUCUAUCUAUCUAUCUAUCUAUCUAUCUAUCUAUCUAUCUGAAAUAUUUAUCGUUUUCUUCUUUCUUUCUCUCUAUGCUUAUCUUUUUCUCUCUUUAUCUCCCAUAUUUCUCCCCCCUUCAUUCCAUGUUCUUUACAUUUCUCCCCUCCUCCCACUCCUCUCAAUUCUUUCCCCUUUUCAUUUCCUUUUCCCUCGCUACACUUCCCCUCUUUUCGUUCCUAUUAAGUUCCCUAGUUUUUUCUCCUCUGCAUUUUCCUUUUCCUCUCACUACUUUCUCUCCUACCACAGUUCAUUUCUAA